AUGGCUUUAAUCCUGAUCGCUGCUUUCGCAGCAGCCUUUCUUGUCUACCACCUCUGUAUUUCCACCCUGUUUAGCCCUCUUGCAAGACUUCCCGGUCCAAAGUCUUUCGCUUUGAGCAGGUGGAAAUUAGCCUAUGAGGACUACAGAGGAACUCGCACACGAAAGAUCAAUUCUCUCCACGAGCAAUAUGGACCGGUUGUUCGUAUCGGCCCCAGUGAGGUGACCUUCAACAGCAUCACAGCUUUGCGUGCAAUCUACGGUGCCGGAAGUGGCUUUGAGCGAACCGGCUUCUACCACAUGUUUGAGGUUUACGGCCGCAAAAAUAUGUUCUCCUUCGCGACCGCGAAGCAGCACGGAGAAAGAAAGAAGCUCUUCGCGGCUGCGUACGCCAAAUCUGUGAUGCUGAAGGGACAGAAUGCGGAGAUCGUCGAGAACAAAGUCAAGCUGUAUAUGGACCUUUUGGAGCGAGAUGGAGGAAAAAGCGAGAUCUUUUCUACCUUGCAUUAUUUCUCCCUGGACACAAUCACUGAGUUCCUCUACGGAUCUUUCGGCAAGACUGCAUGUCUUGAGGGGCUGGGUCGAGACCGCGAGCUCAUUGGAGAUAUCAUCGAUAUUGCACGCCGCAAGCUGUCGUGGUAUGCAGUUCAUUUCCCUCAUUUCACAGAAUGGCUUUACUCGUUGACCGGUUUCAGUGGCUGUAUUGCGAAAUGGCUGUACCCGAUGCAACUGCCCACGACUUACACCGGCAUCAGACUUCACGCGCUGAAAGCCACUCAGAACUAUGCUAUUGCUUCUGCCAGCGCAAGAGCAGGCACAUCAGCCCUGAUUUCUAGACUGUGGAGCCACCACCAUUCUGAAAAGCCAAACGGAAUCGAUGAUCUUGAUAUUGCAGCAGAAUGUGCAGACCAUCUUCUGGCAGGCAUUGACACCACCAGCGACACACUGAUGUUCUUGAUCUGGGCUCUUUCUCGGCCAGAAAACAAGGUGUUCCAAGAGAAGGUCAUUGAGGAAGUCUGCAAUAUCCCCGAAGAAUCGCUCAAUUCGGAUGGCAUCCCCAGAGUAGACAGCAACGACAAGCUCCCUUACCUCGAUGCAGUUAUCAAAGAGACACUCCGGCUUUACGCACCUCUUCCCGGAUCAGAGCCACGCUCACUUCCCUCGGCAGCCACAAUUGAUGGCUACACGAUCCCACCCAAGACAGUGGUUUCUAUGGCCCCAUACUCUCUCCACCGCAACCCUGAAGUCUUCAAGAAUCCCACGAAAUUCAACCCCGACCGCUGGUUGGAUCCUUCUGAGAAUUUGGUAGACAUGAAGAAAUGGUUCUGGGCAUUUUCCAGUGGAGGAAGAAUGUGUAUCGGCAUGCAUUUGGCAAUGGCAGAAAUGACUACUCUGGUCGCAGCCGUUUAUCGAAAAUAUAAAACCACACCAAUGGGUGAUUUUGGCUCCGUCUCUCCUGGCAUCACAGGCCGUUACGAAGUGUUCUAUGAUGACAGUUGUAGUGGAAUGAGGGAACACGAGUGUCAGAUCGAGUUUACACCACAUUAA
Molecule: messenger RNA, 1545 nt
Organism: Penicillium vulpinum
Lineage: Eukaryota; Fungi; Ascomycota; Eurotiomycetes; Eurotiales; Aspergillaceae
Product: cytochrome P450
Exons: 3
Coding region: 1-1545 (514 amino acids)
Molecular function (GO): monooxygenase activity; iron ion binding; heme binding
Source: RefSeq, a predicted model, not a curated record